Gasterosteus aculeatus aculeatus (three-spined stickleback) is the source of this 2766-nucleotide messenger RNA. It is a transcript of the gene dmrt2b, whose product is annotated as doublesex and mab-3 related transcription factor 2b. Gene Ontology annotation, biological process: sex differentiation; regulation of transcription by RNA polymerase II. The record is from RefSeq and is a predicted model, not a curated record. Gene Ontology annotation, molecular function: RNA polymerase II cis-regulatory region sequence-specific DNA binding; DNA-binding transcription factor activity, RNA polymerase II-specific. Gene Ontology annotation, cellular component: nucleus. NCBI's taxonomy places the organism in Eukaryota, Metazoa, Chordata, Actinopteri, Perciformes, Gasterosteidae.
CUACUGUUCACCUCGCCCUCUCUCUCCGUAUAGCCUAUAUUAUCACUAAUCUUAAAAUAAUCACGUAUAAUAGCACUGGAAACCCUCGGCAAGAAGACUUUGGAGAUGUGGGUCGGGCCGGAACCCAAAUCUCUUGAAAGAUGAGAAGCACCAAGAAGGUGGGCAGGGCGGGACGAGGCAGGUAGGACUCAGAGGCUUAUAGGCAGAGGGAGUUGCUGUGUCGCAAACCCAUUUAAAAUCUUUCCUCACCGGCAGCUCGGCAUUGUGACCCGGUCAGCUGAGAGACGCUCAACAUUUCAAACGUCUGGCGGCAGGCUGCAAAGUUUCCACCCUGCAAACACGGUCAUGUAGCUGCGGGCCGGAGCACCGCACCGCACCUUCCAGGUUUCUCAAAUUGGAAUUCGCCUCUCUGAAAGCCCGGAAUCAACCUCCCGCUGCGUCGUUUGAUGCCUAAAAACAACAUAUUCCCGCGUGCCGUUCGUUGCACAACUAACGCUUCUACUUUAGUAAGUUGAUCAUAUUAAUCGGCGACGUAGCGCGCCGCGGAUUGGAAGUGGGAAUCCCAUUUGAUCAGUCAUAGAUGUCCUCUCAGCUGGAAGCAGGCCCGCAGCUGGAGACCACGGCAAGACCUGACGCACUCAAAUCCGAAGACGCGACGAGCCCUGACGGAUGCGCCGCGCCGCGCGUCUGCCGCGGGGACGGAGGGCGCAACAGAGCGGACGCGGCUCCCGAGCGCCACCAGCCGACGACCCGCCAGAUGACCCGCAGCCCCAAAUGCGCCCGCUGCCGCAACCACGGCGUCGUGUCGUGUUUGAAAGGCCACAAACGUUUCUGCCGCUGGAGGGACUGCCGCUGCGACUGCUGCCUGCUGGUGGUGGAGCGGCAGCGCGUCAUGGCGGCGCAGGUCGCCCUGAGGAGGCAGCAAGCGGCGGAGGUGAGGAGGGCGCAAGGGCAGGGGAAGAGGGGGGUCAGGUGUGCAGGUCCGUUGCGGAGGACCGCCUAUCAGCGCUACGCGGGAGCAGCCGAACAAAGCAUACUGGCUAAGAGCAUCCUUCAGGGGCUCAAACCAGUGGUGCCCCUGGAAGAAGACGUCUUCCGCUGGUCGAAGCAGACGCAGCGCGAGCAAACAAACGUCACGUGUCCACCCUCCAUCAGUAGCCGGAUGAGGAAGAGGCGAGCCUUCGCCGACAAGGAGCUGGAGAACGUGAUGCUGGAGCGGGAGCUGAGGCAGAGAGAGCUGCACGGCGACCUGUCUGUCUCCUCCUCUGGCCUCGUCCCCUUGCUCCACCCUCCGCCCCUGCCUGUCUCCCCCAGCCUCCACUGCUGUCUUCUCAGCAAGGAACCCACUACUGUAGGGAUGUCCACUUACGUGCCUGUGUGUAAAUAUAAGCCUCUGUAUGAGUGUGACUUUCAGUUCUAUCACUUCUUCCAGCUGAAGAGCAGGCCGUCCGUAGAAGGGGACUAUAAUGACGUCUCAUGUCAAAGCUCAGGGCAAACCGGGAGGGAUGAGGAGGGGCUGAGGAGCCGCCAUGGCCGUGAAAAGAAUGACAGACAAGAGUUGAUGCCUCCAUCAUCGAAACAAAUACUCAAAGAUCUCAGCGGCACCACGUCAGGCCUCGUCAAACCUUCCUCAAAAAAAACAACAGACAUAGUGGACACUAAUGGCUCAUCAACCUUCACAUGCUCGGUUUUGGGAUCGGAUCAGGGUAUUCUGGGAGGGCCAGACGUCACAACUGUUGAUCCCAGACCUCUGGCAGACGAGGGCUGCUGCGCAGACACGUUGGCCGCUCACGCGAGUCCCCGCGCCGACUCCGUCAAGAGCCCUCAUGGCAGCUCAGUCAGGAGCCCAACCGUGAAGCCGUUGCCUUUCUCCGUGGAGGCUCUUCUGAGGGCCUGACAGGCAAAUGGAAAGCAGUGUACUACGCUUUGUUUUUAUGCGCGAGCUAAGCUUCACAGCUGUGUGAAUAAAUAAAAAAUAUUGCCUAGUUGUUUCUUGACAUGGGCUGCUUGCUAUUUACGCACAAUUGCCAGAACAUUGAUUAUUUCUAUUUAUUUGUCUUAGUUUUUAUAAAAAUGUAUAUUUCUAUUACGAUAUAACAAUGACACAGUGGCGGCCCGCGAGGGCCAGCCAGGCCUUCCCUGCCGGGCUAAACAUCAUCAGAAUAUACAUUUAAUUUUGAUAUAUUUUUUCCAGAAAUAAGUAUUCAUUUUUUCCCCAUAAUCUGUUGUCUUUAUUUAAUAGUUUCUCUCUUGGUUGCGCUGCUUCCAGCCGCAGACAUUUCAAAGGCGUUGCCAGGGUCCAAGGAAUCGGCCUUAGGCCAUCCGAAUCAUCAGUGCACGUGUCUGCAGCUCAAAGUGAACGGAAACGAAACUGGGGCGUUGAACAAUGGUAUUUUGAAUUGUGACUCCGGCUAGCAAACACACAAUGACGUCAGCCCGAGCACGUCUUUUGAUUGGCACUCGUGGGGAGGCGGAGCUACGCAGAGCAUUCAGGAAUGUGAAUGGCGUCACUGAAGACCAAAGUGUGAGAUCCACAGCCCGUCACUGCAAUGGAACGUAUACCGCGGGUGCUCGAUAACUAGAUUUCAAAUUGUAUGCCUAUAUUAAGCAUAUUUUAUACAAACAUAUUUUUUGUAAGAGUAUUCUAUAAAAACAUACUGAACAAUUCUGUUUUGAUCCUCUCAAAAUCCUCACAUGUUCUCAUUCAAUGCGAAUGAAUGACAAUGAAUAACAAUAUACAUUAUAAAACGAUGUUGAAAAAGUUAA